AUGCAGGCCAUUCCAAGGACUGAAUCCUUUCAGAUCAAUUCUGGAUCUACUGCUGGAUCUAUGACCAUCUCCGCUAUGGAUGAAGUCGUUCAUUCACUCGCUUCACAACAUUCGCAAAAACAUUCGGAAGCACUAUUGCUCUCACCGGUAGCAAUAGCACCUAAUAAUUCGAGUAUAAAUAUUUCCUGGUUGCGGGACUCGUCCUCCCUGUCUCCAAAUCAUCAGCAUCAGCCGUUGUUGGGCUCAUCAACCAGCACUUCGAUGCCAUGGAUACCACCUCCUGCUGAACCUACGACGCCUACAGCAAAUUCUAUAAUGCAAUUGGACUAUGACCCUUCCUUUCUGGGGCUUGGUCCACCCGUCAGUAGUGGUUGCUCGACUGUUGUUGGGAGCCCGUUAGAAUUAUCACCGCAGCCUUCAAGGGGAUCUAGUCCAAAUCCAUCUUCCUCUGGGAGAUCUAUUAUUGGGAAGGAUGCACCUAACUUUGUUCACAAGCUGAGAGGAAUGAUUUCUGAUCGGAUGUACCAGCACCUGAUCAGCUGGAACUUUGCAGGCACAAGUUUCGUAGUCACCAAUGUGAACGAGUUUAGUAAAGAAGUGCUGCCUAAACACUUCAAACACAACAACUUUUCAAGUUUUGUCCGUCAGCUCAACAUGUACGGCUUCCAUAAAGUAAACAAGCUACCCCGUGGAAGCAAGAACAGUGACACAAUCCAAUUCGAAUUCUCACAUUCCAAGUUUCUACGUGAACGACCAGACUUGACAGACCUGAUAAAACGAAAGUCACUAGACUCGGAUGUCUUGAGACGAGAAAAUGGAGAUAUUACUGCCAGUGUUCAAGUGAUGCAUAUGCAACAAACGGAUAUGAUGCGUGAAUUCAAUUCAAUGAAGCAUUUGGUACAAGACGUGCUGAGAGAGCUGCAAGAGUGUCGGAAGAGGCAGGCGGUGCAUCAGAGUGUUAUUCAGAGGCUGGUUGGGUAUAUUCAUUCCAAUGGACGUCCAAUACCUCCAGAACUAGACAUGGAACUCUAUGAACGAGAGCUCAGCAGCAAACGCAUAGAAACACCCAACAUUUACAUACAUCCACCACCUGAAUCCCAACCACAACAGUCACGGCAUCAACAACAAAGCUAUAGCUCACUUAUGCAAGCAUUCGAUUCGCAAAUCAACUACACUCGAACACCACAAGUCUCUGCCACAUCGUCGCUUCAACCACCAUCAACACCUAGCCCAUACUUUUCGCCGUCGCCACAAUCGUCUCGGUUGUCACCAUGCAAUACACCGACGUCUCAAACAAGUGGUGGUGUCUCUGAUUCUGAUGUGAAUACGGAUGGUGUCGGAUGGCCGUCGCUGAAUGGAGAGUACAGUGGGCAGUGA
Synchytrium microbalum is the source of this 1377-nucleotide messenger RNA. RefSeq lists its product as uncharacterized. Lineage: Eukaryota; Fungi; Chytridiomycota; Chytridiomycetes; Synchytriales; Synchytriaceae. Gene Ontology annotation, biological process: regulation of DNA-templated transcription. The record is from RefSeq and is a predicted model, not a curated record. Bases 1 to 1377 code for a protein of 458 amino acids. The transcript has 5 exons. Gene Ontology annotation, molecular function: DNA-binding transcription factor activity; sequence-specific DNA binding.